AUGCCCAUGAGCGCGUGCUCGGGCGGGCUGGUGGUGACGGCGCUGGUCACUCUGCUGCUGCUGCCCGCGCAGUACUACGUGCCCGAGUUCGUGCUGCGGGAGGAGCGGCCGCCCGCGCCCGCGCCCGCCGCGCCCGCGCCGCUGCGCGCGCCGCCGCCGCUGCCCGCGUGGCCCUCGCUCGACCUCGUCUACUUCCCCACCCUCGACCUCGUGCUCACCUUUUCGCUGCUGCUGCUCGGCCUGCUGACCUACCUGUGCGAGUGGAUACAGAGGAAGCUCAUGGAGAGGCGGAUAGUUAAGCUGAACCAGUACUUGGGCGCAUCGGUGGAGCGGCUGCGCGCGUGGGACCUGCAGCAGGAGCAGCUGGAGUCGACGCUGAAGAUGGUGCAGAACGCGACGUCGGAGUACAACCUGCUGCUGUACCUGCUGCUGCGCCAGCACCGCUGCCUCGCCAACACCGGCCCGCCCUCCAACUGCUUCUUCGACAAGGAGCUCGACGACGACUUGAAUUUUUUAAGGAACCCGACGCUCGACACGUGA
Molecule: messenger RNA, 540 nt
Organism: Pectinophora gossypiella (pink bollworm)
Lineage: Eukaryota; Metazoa; Arthropoda; Insecta; Lepidoptera; Gelechiidae
Exons: 2
Coding region: 1-540 (179 amino acids)
Source: RefSeq, a predicted model, not a curated record